AUGGGCUACCAAUUCAAGCUCUCAAAUGUGCAUCAGCACUUGGCCAUCUUCCAAUGGAAGAAAGAUGACGAGUCCGCUGAACCCUCCCAAAACAUUCCCUUUAACCUUCAAUUCAACAACACCAAGGACACCCGUCUGAGUCUUGGCUACACCUCGCCCAAUCUGGACUACAAAACACUAUGGACUGCCGACUCCGACUUUGAUACGUCUGCUGUGCACAACAUCGCUUUGGCAUGGGACACUAUGGGCAGCGCAAAUAGCAAAAUCCAAAUGUGGUUCGACGGCCAGAUGGUUGUUGAGCAAGGAGGCCUGACACUAUGGACUGGCAAGACAUAUCCAAAGCUUGGGAUCUACAGGGGCGAACAAGGGGAUCAUGAUACCGCAGGCUACACAAACGACUUCGACCUCUGGGUCUAUCGAGUCAUGAUCGGCGACGGAGGAUUGGACGAAGUUGCUGAGGCCGGUGGUAUACAGGCUCAGAGCAAGAGAGGUAUGAACAACGGAUACCAGAUGUCCAAGAAGAGUGUGCUCAACAACAAUCACGAGCCCAGGGGCGCAGAAGACUCGGUCGCAUACUCAGCACCUAGUCGAUUGUCCAGAAGACAAAAUGAAAAUCGCGCUUCACCCGUGGGAAGCUCAGGUACCGGGCUCAAGUAUCGGUCUGGGCCUAGCUUGAAUACUAAACGCGAAGACCAUCUGGAGCAGGGAAGCGAGAAUGACCAGGAAGUUGGAGCUGAUGACCUUGUAACUUGGUUUGCGAAGCGGCAUAGAGCUGUCGAUGAGGAAUCAGCGAAUAUUCGCGCGCGACAUGAGGGUGGGCAAGAGCCUGAGCAUCCAAAGGGGAGUGGCGAUGGGAAUAGACAUAAGAAUGAUGGAGAUUCGCCGUCUACUGAAAGUUGGUUUGUCAAGAGGAACGUGGGAGGACGUGGCUUUCGUUGA
Messenger RNA from Bacidia gigantensis, 939 nucleotides. RefSeq lists its product as uncharacterized. The transcript is spliced from 2 exons. The coding region runs from base 1 to 939 and encodes 312 amino acids. Lineage: Eukaryota; Fungi; Ascomycota; Lecanoromycetes; Lecanorales; Ramalinaceae. The record is from RefSeq and is a predicted model, not a curated record.